AGCAAUUCGUUCGUUCUGUAGCUUCUGGAGGCAAAUAGUUCAUUCGGUCCAUGGCGUCCAACCCAGACAACGGAGACGGCGACGGCGAGUGGAUACUUCUGAGAUGCACUGACCCUCAUCUCGCGGACCCAGAUUCCAAUCACCCCGAUAUCCUCGUAUCAACUUCAGAAAUCUCCAGUUGGGACUUCCCCGUAAUCCUCACUCACCAAGUCGUCAGUAUCAAAGCCACCAGAAACAGGCUCACCGAGCAGUCCUCGUAUUUUCGCGGUCUCCUAUGCGGUAGCUUUAGUGAAUCAUGUCUAAACUGUAUAUCAAUCCAGUGGAACCAAGAAAUAUUUAUGAGUAUUCUGAUGUUUAUAUUUGGCUUUCCUGUUAAUGUUACAGCAAACAAUUUCCCACCUCUGUUUGAGGCAGCACUAUUUUUUGGAGUGGAUAUGCUUCUUUCAAACUGUAAGGCUUGGUUAAUUGAUGCAACUUCUUCAAAGGGUCUUUGCUCACUGAAAAUACAGGUGGAUGAUGUAAUCCAUAUAUGGAAGUUUGGUAUAGAGCAUGUGCAUGAUUUCAUUCCAGAACGCUGUACAAGCUAUCUUGCAAGGAACUUUAUGUGGGCAAUGUACUGUGAAGAUUUUCCUUGUUUGCCCUUCAAUUUAUUGGUUUCUUGUGUAAAGCAUGUUGAUUUGACUGUAGACAGUGAGAGGCAUCUUGCUGAUGCUUUAAUAGUUUGGCUAACUGCUAACGCAGAACAAUUUGAAAGCUUGACUGGCACCAGAAAUGACUGCAGUGGCAUUCUGAAAGAGAUCCGUUUUGGCCUCUUGCCAUUGUGGUUUGUUGCAGGAAAAAGAAGAUGCCGUUGCUUUUAUAAAUUUGCUAAGGAGAGCAUUGAGGCUAUCCAUAAUCUAAUGGCACAUCAGUCUAAAAGCACGAGGAAUGCCUCAAGGGAUGAUGAGUCAUGCCAGCUGAAGAUAAGAUUGACAAAGUAUACUAAGAAAGUGGACCUUUCAGGUUGCCCCCAUAUGAAUACAACAAUUCUGCUCAUUUCAAUGCUUCCCGGUUCAUAUAAUACCCACAUCAUGUUAUCCAAGUAUAUUGAAGAGCGUUCAAACAGCCUUGAACAUCUUGCUAGGUAUCACUACAGAAUUGAAUGGGCUCCAUUGCCAACCUUGUCAUUUGAUGCAGUAGAGGAAGUGGAUAUUUCCAACUGCCGAAGCAUGCACCUUGAGGCUGCCGUUGAAUGCUUGUCCAAGUCAUUUCCAUCCUUGAGAGUGCUGACGGCGGCUCACUUUUUGAACUUCAAGACGAAAAAUUUUUGUCAACUAGUGCUAAACUGCCCCCUCCUUGAGGAAGUUGAUUUAACAGUGGAUGUCAGUCCAAUUAUACCAACACAAGUCUCAAUUCUAUCUUCAAGUUCGGCAAUGCCUUCACAUGUUUCAGCAUUUGUUGAAAUGGAUAGUCUUCCUCUGAGUGCUUCAAGGGUAUAUAUGUCCAGGCCAAUGCCAUCAAAUAUUACAAAACUCACAUUGGAAGGCCGAGUUGAUGUGAAUGAUUAUGAUCUUAAAAAUAUCUCGGAAUUCUGCUCUUCUUUACAUUUCCUCAAUGUUCGAGGGUGUACUUCAAUUACAGAUGCUGGCAUCUCAGGUCUCAUACUCAGAUGUGUAAAGCUAGAUUCGCUGCUUGUCUGCGAUACUUCUUUUGGACAUGAUUCUGUUUUGGCUCUUCUAUCUGCCAUUCCUGAUUUAAAUCUUUUUCCUGAUUGGCAAAUCGAAAGCAACAGUACCAUGUCACUGGCUUUCAACUUUCAAGUACUGCAUAUGGGUGGCUGCAAAUGUCCUGAUGAAGCAUUGCUGUUAGAGCUAAUGUCUCAAACACCGAAGCUGAAGAGUCUUUGCUUGAGGGAGACUGAAAUUGGUGAUAGAACUCUUCAUAGCUUUUACGGUUCUUCCUUGGAAAUGCUUGAUGUUUCUAAUACUGAGGUUUCUGGUGCUGCUUUAGCUCACAUCAUCACUAGAAAUCCUGGACUGAAAUGUUUGAAAGCAAAGAGCUGCAGGAAUCUAUUUCACCAGAAAAGUAUGAUUGAAGGGGAGGAUUUUCUUUCUCCCGUAUCUUUGAGCAAAGAAUGGUAUAUGGAGCUGGGAAAAACUUGCAAAUUUGAAGAAAUUGAACUUGGAUGGGGAUUUUCUUUAUUUUCUCUAGAAGCUCUGAAACCUGCAAUUACACCACUAAGAGCGAUAACUGUGGGUUUAGGUGCAUCACUAGGUCAAAAGGCACUGGAACUCCUACCUGUUACUUGCCCUUUGCUAGAGUCAGUGGUCCUUUAUUUUCAGGUAAUCACAGAUCAUAUCUUAAUGAACCUUGUGGAAUCCUUGAGGCACUUGAAACUGUUGGCUCUCUGCCACUGUCUUGGUGAGAUAUCUUCUGGAAGCUUUAAGUUCAGUAUGCCGAAUUUGAGGAAAUUAAGGCUUGAAAGGGUAACUCCGUGGAUGACCAAUGAUGAUUUGGUUAUUCUGACUCAGAGUUGCGCAAAUCUGAUUGAGCUUUCGUUGCUAGGAUGCAGACUUCUCAAUUCUGAUUCACAACAGAUCAUUUCCAGUGGUUGGCCAGGCUUGAUUUCUGUUCAUCUAGAGGACUGCGGAGAAGUCACGAGAUAUGGGGUUGCUUCUCUUUUUGAGUGCAAAGCUGUUGAAGAUAUAUUGCUGCGACAUAAUGGCCCUGGGAUCCAGAGAAAUUUCAUUCUUGAUGCCGCUUCCAAGAUGCCAAUGCUUCGUAAAUUAUCUCUUGACACGUGCGAUGCAAGUGAAUGUGACUUUGACCUUCCAGAUUUUGCUAGCAGGUACUCACUGAGUAUGGUUAAAAUUGCAAGGUGCAAACGUCCAAGAUGUGCUUUCGACCUCAGAAAGUCAUGCAGAGCUCCAGUGCACAGGGAGACCUUAGUAUUGGUUUGGAACAGCAAGAAUCUCACAAGAACUAUAAUCAAGGAAAGGUUGUAAUUGUGGCUCUUGGAGAAAGGUGGAGUCUUGGAUUUGGUAGAUCUUGAGAGACUUUGUGUGGCUCACACAAUCAUAAUGCAGGUAACUCGGAUGCAAGAAACCAUAGCCCUCUUGCUGAGAAUGUCAAAUUGAAUGAACAGGAUUGAAGCCACGCUGCUAUUGCUUCUUGAAAUGUACGUCGUGUUCAUAUAUGAGAAGGGAGGAAAAGGAACCAAAAAAGAAAAAGAAAAAAAGAACACCUGAGGAAAGAUAAUUUGCACUUCAUUGCCUUUGACUUGUUUGGCAGAUUACAAGAUUAAGGCUUGUGAUUGUUAGUUGUUUUUGUGAGUUACUCAAAUUACUGUGCUUUUAAUCUU
Diospyros lotus (date-plum) is the source of this 3340-nucleotide messenger RNA. RefSeq names its product BTB/POZ domain-containing protein FBL11. Bases 51 to 2984 code for a protein of 977 amino acids. Gene Ontology annotation, molecular function: protein binding. Gene Ontology annotation, cellular component: SCF ubiquitin ligase complex. The record is from RefSeq and is a predicted model, not a curated record. Gene Ontology annotation, biological process: SCF-dependent proteasomal ubiquitin-dependent protein catabolic process. Lineage: Eukaryota; Viridiplantae; Streptophyta; Magnoliopsida; Ericales; Ebenaceae. The transcript is spliced from 19 exons.